AUGGUCGAUUCUCCUCCUCGGCGGCGGGAGGCCAACAGCGAGGAACCCUAACCCUAACCCUAACCGCGCUCCGAUCCGCAAGGCGUGCGACGAUGGCGGCUUCCCUCCGCGCGGCGGCGACGAGGAUGCUGCGCCCGGCGGUGCUUCCAGGGGAGGGGCUUCGCCGGAUCUUCCGCACCCAGCAGCUUUCCAAAUCCACCCGUGCCUACGAGGAAGGACACCGUCCGUCGAUUUUUACCUUGAAGGAAUACCGUGCGUCGCGUAUCCAGGAGACGAAGGAGCAGCUGUAUGAUCUCAUUGCCGGCGCCGAGGCCAAUUCCAAGACCUUCUUGCUGAACAAGAGUCUGCUCAAGGAUCUCUCUACACAAGUCAAGCCUAGACCAGAGGACCCUCAUUGGUGCAAGAUAAGUAGAACCAAGAAGGUGACUGACAUUACUAUGUCAGCGGGUAUUCUUGCUAUUUCUGGGCUCACUUAUUAUGCCUUGACUUCCUGUCCUGAAAUCGUAAAGUUUGGUGAUUAUCUUGUUACUGCUGAGAGUGUGCCCAUGAUACGAGAGAGACUGCAGAGGCAAGCAGUACAAGAGAGACUGAGCAAGCAAUAUGGAUAUCAGCCUGUUGCUGCUGCUGAGGGAGCGGACAAGCAAGAUGGAUAUCAGCGUGUUGCUACUGCUGAGGGAGCGGACAAGCAGGAUGCAUAUCAGCCUGUUGCUGCUGCUGCGGGAGCGGACAAGCAAGAUGGAUAUCAGCCUGUUUCUACUGCUGAGGGAGCGGACAAGCGAGAUGGAUAUCAGCGUGUUGCUACUGCUGAGGGAGCGGACAAGCAAGAUGGAUAUCAGCCUGUUGCUACUGCUGAGAGGGAGCGGACACAAGCAAGAGGAAACUUGCAAAAGCAAGCUGAAUGAAGACGAAAUGCAUCUCUUGUUUGAUGGAGAAGCAAGACUGAUAUCAGUUCCAUUCCAGCACUAUAUUAUGUAGUAUGUCUCUUGAAAUAUAUAUAUGUCUAUCUAUGAUCUGCCACCUAGAAGUUAGUAGUAGUAUAACUGGAUGAUCUGUGACUGCAUUGUAGGAUAUGUGUUAUGUUGCUGGCAUGGUACGUAUGUUACCCUUUGAAGUCUAGAACUUUGGAGUGGUAUUUUAACUUAACUGGACGAUCUGUGAUGGCGUUGUAAUAUAUAUGUGAUUUGCUGCCGUGUUAUGUUA
Triticum urartu is the source of this 1200-nucleotide messenger RNA. NCBI's taxonomy places the organism in Eukaryota, Viridiplantae, Streptophyta, Magnoliopsida, Poales, Poaceae. The record is from RefSeq and is a predicted model, not a curated record.